AUGCGUACCGGCUCGGUCUACUACUAUGUGAUUGUUUUCGGACAACUACGAUCUGAGAAACACUUCAUCGGUCAAACCCGAGGCGCAAUUGAUGGCUCCUCAUUAGUGGUGCAGUCAAAAGGCUGCAUUGAGGCCCAUAUUUGUAGAAGAAGCGCCGAAAGUAAUAAUCUAAAAUUGUCAGCUCUCAAUGCCGACAAUACACUUGCGGCGUUUGGUGAAGAGAACCAGGAAAGAAUGGUCUGA
This is a messenger RNA of Botrytis fragariae, 243 nucleotides long. RefSeq lists its product as uncharacterized. Bases 1 to 243 code for a protein of 80 amino acids. The record is from RefSeq and is a predicted model, not a curated record. The transcript has 3 exons. Lineage: Eukaryota; Fungi; Ascomycota; Leotiomycetes; Helotiales; Sclerotiniaceae.